AGGCUGCGCCGCUUGGGUGCUCGCCUGGAUUUUUCUAGCUGCCAUGGCAUGGCGUCGGAUAAUACACCUACCGCUGUUGCUGGCAGCUUGGCCAGCUGCUGCGGUGCCUGUGGUCAUUUCCGAUGCAGAAGCUGAGACUCUGCUGGGGCUCUCCCCAGACGCUGCGGGCAAAGGCUUUCAGCUGCUCAGCCGGCUGCGCUCGGAGAGUUGGUUAGAGCAAUGGCUCUGGAACCUACGCCUGCAGAUCCCAACGAUUAGUCAGGCCGCAGGUGGCUUCAACAUCAAGGUGAGCGAUGGCGUGUGCACCCACUUCAAGGUAGCCCACAUCACUACGCAGAGCGUGCCCAGCGGUCUCAGCGUCACUGCAUCCGGCUUGGACAUCCACUGCGACCUGAAGUGGGAUGCAAAGAACCUCCUGUUUCAUUUCUUUGGGGACGUGGACGCUGAGGUGAACGGUGCCAGCAUCGGUGGCCCCGUCACGCUGGCCUCGGACAGCUUGCAGCCGCCGCUCCCCCAAUCCAUCAAUGCCCACGGCUGCAGCGGCUCCAUUCAGGCAGAGCUGUCGUUUUCCGGCUCUGGAAUCUCGAUGGUGCUCGAGUUCCUCAAGCCAUUGAUCCAGUCGUACCUGAACAAGCGACUAUCCGAGCUCAUCUGCGGACAGGUGGACACCGCAAUCAACGAGCAAGGCUCCGCGGCCCUGCGCAACGUGAGCACGGCGGUGCGGAAGUUGCUGCAGGAGAGCCCCACACCGCCGCCCACACCUGUGGUGGAAGACCCGAAGCAUCAGCUCGUCGACUUCGGCAAGAACUCGGGCUUGGAACUUCUGCACAGCGUCAUCACCAAAGUCCUGGGGAACAACCAAUCUCCACACAGCGCGAACGCGCUGCUCGGCAAAGUGCUGGGCCCGGACGGCAACUUCUCCCUGGAUUCCGUGAUUGAUCUUCCUUUGUCCAAGGUUGUGAGUGUUGACAAGCUGGGGACCAUCAACAUCACCCUGCAGAAUUUGUCCUUCAGUCACUUGAACACGGUGAGCGCCAUGAACUUGCACAGCCCGCAGCCCCAGGAGGUCCAGCUGCUACUGGCCAUGCAGCAGAUGAACAUGCAAGCCAGGCUAUCCCUAGGCGUCCAGCCUGCUGGGCCCAUCUCUGGAGGAGAGCUACGCGAGACCUUCACAACCAGCCUGGGCAUGUCGGAGCUCACGGUGGGUGGCAAGGGGUUCUUGGCGCUGAACCAAAGCUACCUGGGGACCCUCGGCUUCGACCAGUUGACCGAGAUGGGCUGCGUAGCCAAAGGCACGGAUGCGGGAGCGCUGCUGCGGAGCAACAUGGGGGCCAAGAACAUCUCUGCCCAGCUGAUUCCAGAACAAGGAGGCCAAGGGGAUUUGGAGCAUGACUUGGAUCAUAUGCUGAACGUCGCAGCAGGCUUCCUGCUCGGAGCUUACCAAGAGGCACUCCAUGCCGCCGGCCAAAAGCUGCUCAUCAACAGAGCGAUGGAGAUGGUCAAUUCCGGGCUGCAAGCGAAACUGCAGAAUGCCGGCACAUGCCCACCUCCUUUUGAAGACUACAGCAACUUCACGCUCUCGGCCGUGGCACUGCUGAUUUCCCUGGCGAUGGUGCCCGGCGCAAUGCUGGUUGCAGCGUGCACCAAGCGGUCACGGAAGGAGUCCAGGCAAGUGCAAUUGUGCCAGGCCCAGUCAGUGGCAACCUCCAGCACCGAAACGGGACCCACCUCCCUCACGGUGGAGACGGGCAUGACAGGCAGAAGCAUAGGUCCCCCAACAGGGGCGCCGGUGGUUCACAGCUUGGCCUUCCACCCGCGCACGCAUCCUGCUUUGCGCUGGGCCUUGCCGAUGCUCAUGGUGGCGACCAUGCUGAUGUUCUUAUCCAGCAACUCCAGCGUGGCCGCCGUCGUCACGGUCUCGGUCAGUGCCAACGGCGAGUCCAUGGUUCACUUGCCGCCGACCUUUGGCUUCUCGCUGAUCGGAAGCAUCAAGGAUAUGAUCAAAGGAAAGGUCUACGGCCUGGCGGUGCUGAUCAUUUGCUUUAGUGGAAUUUGGCCUUAUGUGAAGCCCAUGUUGAUGAUGCUGUGCUGGUUUGCGCCUCCAUCCCAGCUCAGCGUUGCCAAGCGCCAGGGUUUGUUGAACUUCCUCGACGCAUUUGGCAAGUGGUCAUUGGUGGAUACGUUUGUGAUGGUGAUGUUCAUGGUGGCCUUCAAGUUUGACCUUAGCGCACCCACGAAGGGAUCGAACCUUCUAUCAGACAUUUUGAAGGAGUCGGGCGAUGAAGCGAGGAUCCAGGUGCAGGUGGAAGCCCUGCUCGGAUUUUAUACAUUCCUCAUCGCCAGCUUCGUGUCUCUGAUCUUGGGGCACAUCACCACUGCCUGCCACCGCUAUGCUCACAAGCUGGGCGAGUUUGGUAUGGAAAACAAUGUCCUCGAGAAACGGCGCUUGUGCUACGAGCUCUGCUCCAGACCAUUGGACGUGCAUGGACCAACCGCCGCCAUCAGCGUGUCCCUCUUGCUGGUUUUGUGUGGCACUUUCUUGUACACCUUCAACUUCAACUUCCUGGGCCUCGCGGGCUAUGCCUUGGGCAAGGAUGAGCAGCAGCGGCCAUUCUCGGUCUUCAGUCUAGGCAUGCAGAUCCGAGAUGCCAGCGCAGAUCCGAACGGCCUACCGAUCAUCCUGCUGCAAGGAGUCUUCUUUUUGUUCGCCAUGAUUAUCGUGGUGGCCUACCACGUGAUUUUGAUCGUGCUUUGGGCGGCGCCCAUGACCACCCGCAUGCAGAAGCAGUUCUUUCUCACUGCUCAGGUCUUCAAUGCUUGGAGCGGUUUGGACGUGUUUUGCGUGACGAUCCUCGCGGGCGUGUUGGAGAUCCGUCAGUUCGCGGGUUUCAUCGUGGGAGAUACCUGUGCAGCGGUGAACAAAUUCCUUGCCAAGAGCGCCCUCGCUGACAAGCUGCCAGGUGGUCCCACCUGCUUCGAUGUGGAUUCCACGCUGCGCGCGGGGUUUCCAGUCCUAGCAAUCGCAGUCGUGAUCUCUACGGUGACAGGGCAGGUGAUGCUGUCGAGGUGCAGCCACGCCCUGUGCGAGCCACGCACCAAUGCCGACUUGGUGGAGGAAGCCUAGUCGAGAGGUUGGCACGCAUCCAGCAGACGGCGCGCUGUAGACUUAUGAGGGCAAGAUAAGUCAACGAUGCGAUUCUUCCUUGCAUAUGAGCCGAACCACAAAUCAGCAUGGCCGUUCUUUUCAC
This is a messenger RNA of Effrenium voratum, 3248 nucleotides long. Lineage: Eukaryota; Dinophyceae; Suessiales; Symbiodiniaceae. The record is from the annotation of a GenBank genome assembly.